CGUUACACCGAUUAAAAAUCAAAACCUUUCCAGUUCUAGGGUUAGGGUUUAAGCGCACCUGAAAUUAAAACACCAACAAGUCCCUUGGCUAUCCGUACGAAAUGUCGAAGAAGAACGAUUUAGGUCGUAGAAAGAGACAACAUGAAUUCGAGCUUCAACGAGAGAAGGAACUGAAGGAGAAGAAGCAGAAGAAGCUUCAAGCGAAGAAAAACAAGAUGAAAGUUGAUGGUAAAGACAAGAAUAAGCAGAAGAAAGGUGGAGGUGGGUUUCAAGUAGGGAAGAGAAAGGUGAAGACCAAAUUGAGCGCAUUGGCAAAAGCUAAAGCUGAUCAAGCAAUGCAGCUUGAUUAGUGAGGUUCAAGCUUAUAUCUUAUCUCAUCUUUUCUUUUCUUUUCUUUUCUUUUGAAUUCUAAUUAGCUGUAAUAGUUUAAUGGUGCUAGAUUUGCAGCUUCAAUUUUUGUUAUUCAGACGGGGAGCUAUAUAUUUAAUGUUGUUUUUAGGAUA
Messenger RNA from Populus nigra (black poplar), 503 nucleotides. RefSeq lists its product as uncharacterized. The transcript is spliced from 3 exons. The record is from RefSeq and is a predicted model, not a curated record. The coding region runs from base 102 to 350 and encodes 82 amino acids. Lineage: Eukaryota; Viridiplantae; Streptophyta; Magnoliopsida; Malpighiales; Salicaceae.